Molecule: messenger RNA, 1364 nt
Organism: Panonychus citri (citrus red mite)
Lineage: Eukaryota; Metazoa; Arthropoda; Arachnida; Trombidiformes; Tetranychidae
Exons: 3
Coding region: 54-1319 (421 amino acids)
Source: RefSeq, a predicted model, not a curated record
CAAAUCUUCAAUUGCUCGAAUGAUAAAAAAGAAAGAUAAACAAUCAAUGGCCAAUGGACACUAAAACCUUUAAUUGUGAAUCAAAUACUAAAAAGUUGACCAAUAGAAUACGUUAUUCUCUUUAUCGUAUUAUCGGUUUACCUGCUGAAGAAAAUGUUACAAUUGAACUUCUCAAACAAUUAGAUUGGUUGGUUCGACUUUUAUGGUUCGAUAGUCGGAAACCAACCCAAUCGAUGAUAAUUAACAAUUUAUUCCGACUGGUCUCUGUAUUACUUAUUGUCCGACUUGCUUCAGUUCUCUUAUUUGGUGCAGCUGAUAAUCAGGUAAUUCUGUCUGACCCAAUCAUUGAUAUCGCUGAUCAUGAUAGUAUCUUGUUCACUCAAUUAAUCCUGCUAAUUACCAUGAUUUUGGCUCGUGAAUACAUUUUAAAUUGUGAAAUUAAAGGAAAUUACAAAGCAGUUUACAAAUACCUGGUCAUUGAUGCUGAUAGUUAUUCCCCUGGUUAUUUCAAAAUGAGCAUAAAAAAGUUUGGACGGUUCAAAAUUUAUUUCCAUAUUCUUAUUUACAAUUGUUUAAGAGCUAAUGUAUUCAUUGCUAUCUUGCUGCCAACGCUUGUGGUUAUAAUUAAGGUGCGAUAUUACCAAUUAUUCACAACGAUUCCAUUGAUUGUAUCUUCUUGCUUAUGGUCAAUAGCUGAAUGGGGCGUUUAUAGCAUUUCCUUUUGCGGACUUUGUGUUAGGGGAAUUCAUUUGAUCCUCUCAAGAUUUAUUUUACGUUUCCAAAUGGACAGUUUGAUCGAAACAAUUGGUUCUUACCUCGCACUGAAUAAAAACUCAUAUAGUAUGAAAAAGGUCAAUCAGAUGACAUGGAAAUGGCAAAAUGAAAUUGAUCUAUUAGGGAUUGAAACUAAAUAUAUAUCGUUAGUUUUUUUCGUCUACUGUUCAUUUAGUGCCGAUUUGUUGAUCUUUCUGGGACUAAUUAUCAAUAUCAUAUCGGAAGCUGUAGCAUUUGUGCUCGCUUUGGCUGGUAUUUUGUUGCUUAUUAUGUUGACCCUCGGCCUUUACCUUGCGGCAGAUUUGCACACAAUGGGUAUCAAGUUGUACGUUGAUUUGGCCAGUCUUUUGGCUCGAUCUCGAAUAAGAAUUGAUGAGAAACUUAAGAUGAUGGAAAUGAUGAAUCGAAUAGAUCAUCCUUCUAAUGGUGUUGCUGUUGGUGAUUUUUUCAUCAUUCGAAAGGAAACUUGUCCCUAUUUUCUCAUGGAAAAUGCAAGCAUGAUCAUGCUAUUGACUUGUAAUUUAGCUUCGUUCAUUGGGAUAUAAUGAUUACAAUCAACUGAUUAUUGGAAAUUUUUUAUGUGUUUAUGU